AUGUAUAGACGCAUUAGCAUAAUUUUUAUUAUCUUAUUUUAUAUAUUAACAAUAAUUAAUUCACAUAGUUUAAAAAGACAAAAAAGAAUUAUUGGUGGUGGACCAGCUGCAUUACCACCUGUGGAUGAUCCUGUUGUUUACGUAACACGAAGUGAUAGACAAGCACGUAUUUAUGGUACUCGAGAUCCAAAUAAAGGAUUUUAUGUUUUUCGUGGUAUUCGAUUUGCAUUACCACCAGUGGGUUUACAUCGGUUUCAAAGGCCUAUCCCUUUUCAUUUGGAAGGCGAAAUUAAUGCCACAAAAUGGGGACCUCCUUGUCCACAACCUAAUAGCAUCAAUGGCAAAGGAAUUGUGGGAAGUGAAGAUUGUCUCUUUUUGAACGUAUUCACACCUAUGCUUCCAGAUGUUAACGACGGAUAUCCGGUGUUAGUUUGGAUACAUGGGGGUGGUUUUAGAAGAGGUUCUGCUUGUCAAUACGAAAUGCGAAACUUAAUUAAAAAGAAAGUAGUGGUCGUGUCGAUUCAAUAUAGAUUGGGAUCACUCGGAUUUUUGAGUAUGGGUACGAAAGACUUACCGGGAAAUAACGGUAUAUUCGAUAUGACACUGGCUGUUAACUGGGUAAAAGACUAUAUAAAAUAUUUUGGCGGAAACCCAAAACAAAUUAUAGCGUUUGGUCAUGGUACAGGAGCUAGCUCUGCUUUUAUGCUCACAUUAUCCAAAUUAUCGAGAAAUAUUUUUGGUGGGCUGGUCGCUAUGUCAGGUUCGAUUUUAUCUCAUUUUGCAAUUGAUAAAGAUCCUUCAUCCACUGCACAAUAUAUUGCAUCGAAAAAUGGAUGUCCCACGGACAAUACAGUUGAAAUGGUCCGCUGCCUUCAACAAAUACCAGUUAAUAGAUUAAUAGAAGCUGAUUCUAACUUGGAAACUGCACGUUCUGCUAUUCAGGGCUUUAUAUCCAGUUUAUCGACUUUAUUGGGCCCCGGUCCUGUGAUCGAGGGCGACGAUGAUGCAAGAUUUCUUCCUAAUCUUAUCUCUAACACACCAGAAGAUUCCUUACAAUUCGAAGAUUUUCCGGCUAUACCGUUACUUAUGGGAGUUAUGGGUAAUGAACUAGGAGGAGCAAUUUUUGGUGAUUAUAGAGCUGAAGUUGAAAACAAAUUACGUACCAUUCCAAAUUAUUUGAAAGAGUAUCUUAUACCGAAUUUACAAAACACUAUCCCCAAUUUUAAUAAUAGAUCGCGUUUCAUACCGGAAGCUUUUAGUAAAUAUUUUAAUGAUUUUAAUACCCGAAAUAAUACUGCGCAUAUUGCUAAAGUAGCAGAAGCUAUAGGAGAUUCUGUAUAUAACGUUCCUGCCUUCCUUACUAUUAAUCAUUGGGCGAAAAAAACUCAAGCUUUCUUAUACAGUUUCGAUCAUAAAGGAAGUCGAAACUGCGGUAAAAGCUUUUUAGCAGGAUUACCUGCAACAAAAUCGAGAAAUGUUUCAAAUGGUAUAACCAGUCAUGGUGAUGAUCUUGGAUAUAUUUUCAACGAAAAUACUAUUACUGGUGAACCAGUACAAUGUACUGAAGAAUUAAAUAAAGAAAAUGAAAGUGUAGAAGAUAUUUUUACAAAUUUAAUAGUUGAAUUUGCUAGAAAUGCAAAAUCCAAUAUAAGUUCAUCUCAAAAUAGUUCUUUAUUUACAAAUUUACUUCCAAGAUUUUCUACAGCAACCAAUUCAUUUAUUAGUAUUACUUCAAAACCUCAUAUAAUGAAACAAUUUAGAUACUGUGAAAUGGCAUUAUGGACAGGUCUUACAGAACGAUUACAAUCGACUAUGUGUGAAUUUCUCAAAACUACUGUGGAUGUUGUGAAAAAAGCUACUCAAAAUGUUAUGGAUACCAUUGAUAAUCGUAUUAAAAUACCUAAAGAAUCAGUUAUCGGUCUUAUAUCAAAUCAUACUACUUUAAAAGACAUAACGAAAAUAAAUGCCAAUGGUUCAAUUAAAAACAGGAAAUUUGAAAAAGUAGAUUCUAUAUUUAGGAAAUCGUUUCAACGACCAAAUAUAUGA
Messenger RNA from Eufriesea mexicana, 2046 nucleotides. RefSeq names its product esterase FE4. The transcript is spliced from 7 exons. The record is from RefSeq and is a predicted model, not a curated record. Bases 1 to 2046 code for a protein of 681 amino acids. Lineage: Eukaryota; Metazoa; Arthropoda; Insecta; Hymenoptera; Apidae.